Cooperia oncophora is the source of this 348-nucleotide messenger RNA. NCBI's taxonomy places the organism in Eukaryota, Metazoa, Nematoda, Chromadorea, Rhabditida, Trichostrongylidae. The record is from the annotation of a GenBank genome assembly.
AUGAGUUCUAUUCCAUUGUCGUUCCCCUUCAACGCCUUGUCGUAUCGUACUCGCUUGCUCAAUCCGGUUUCCAGAUGCAACAACGGGCCAGCUGAGCGUUACUGGUGUGGUUUACCUGCAGCUGAGGAUGUGGAGCUGGAUAUUGGCCUGCUUAUUUCUGCCGUCAGUUAUUGGUCAGGUGGUAACGUGACGAUUUUCACUGAAUCUCAGUGCCCCUAUUGCACACGGUUACUUCGUGAGCAGAUCUGGCCAUUCUACGUGAAUCGACCAGGAAUCAUGAACCUGCAGGAUGUGGAGCUGGAUAUUGGCCUGCUUAUUUCUGCCGUCAGUUAUUGGUCAGGUGGUUAA